Molecule: messenger RNA, 2163 nt
Organism: Macrosteles quadrilineatus (aster leafhopper)
Lineage: Eukaryota; Metazoa; Arthropoda; Insecta; Hemiptera; Cicadellidae
Exons: 8
Coding region: 763-2136 (457 amino acids)
Source: RefSeq, a predicted model, not a curated record
UGUCGUCAGACAUGUCAAGCAAGAAGGGUUGCUGCCACAGGGGCCACGGAAGUACUGGGAGAUCUCAGCCCACUGCAAUACCGUACGACUUCCUCAGUCGAAGCCGGAUAUAUCCUUUGACAAUCCUUCGAGCAACUACCACUACCAGCUACUGACCAGCGCUGCACCUAAUAGACAAGAGGCAAAACUCAUAACACAGGCGCAGCUUCAGGGUUUAGCCAGACUGAAUCGAUCAAAGUUGCAUGUGAGAAAUUUUGUUUUCCCCGUCCAACUCAUGAAAAUGAAGCACAUGGACCCCCAAUCGAGGCAGAAAAUAAUUGAAGAACUUUGCAAGUACUUUAGCGAGGACUGUACAACAUCGUGCUGGAGCAGGCAGAAUUGAAGUUCCAAGACUUGUGCUGCCUCCUGGUGGCCAUCGCAGGGAGUUGCAGAGUCAAGUCUCUGUACCUAUGGCAUGUCCUCAACACCUGCGAAAAACCUUUCAAGGGACCUCUACAAAGUGAUAUAGUCCUAGAUGACCUUCCACGGGUUCCAUAUACUUACAACCCUGGAGGCAGAAAAUACCUGAGAGAACUCGGAAAGGCAAAAGUACACAAACUAGAGAGAGAAAUCUCAAAAGAAACAAAAAAAGUUGUAAUAAGCGAUGAAAGUCUAACUAAGAAAUCUGACUUGAGGAAAGUUCCAAGUUAUACAAAUAAAUCUGGAGAAUCCUCCUAUAAUCUUAGAGUUCAGCAGUCACCCAAUGUUGAUUCACAUGACUUUAUGGUACAGACACAUUCUAGAGUCGAUUCAAACAACCUUUUUACUCAACAUCAAAAAGAGGGUAUGAAAAAUAAAUCAACAUCAAAUCGCUCUGUAAGCUACGCAGAUCAGAAUACAUUUUCACAAACAGAAAGUUACAACAGUCAGACUACCGGACUUUAUUCAGAUAACAUUUUAAAGCAAAACGUUAAUGAAAAUAAAAGUGUAAACAAUAGUUUAAAAUUAAAUCAAUCCAUAAGCUUUGCACAACAGAGCACUUCACAGCAAGAAAGCUACCACAGUCAGUCUACUAAAUUUAACAUGGUUAAGUUUUCAACUCAGCAUUAUAUCGUGGAACACUUGCUCAAACGAAUCCUCACUCAAACAUCUGGAGAACCUUUUGAUCUGGUGGAAAAAGAAUUGGUCCACUCAGUUUCUAGUGUGUAUGAAGAUCACGUUUUCUCCCAAGCUGAUGCAGGGGUGCAAUGUCAGAUGUCACUAAACUCGAAAGAAACCGUCUCAUUAGACGCAACUUCUGCGCACCAUUCAACCACAAAUGAAUCUCAUCUUAACGCAGGGAAAACUCCUCUACUUGGAUUUUGCAAAAGCUAUUUAAAGUUUUAUGAAAACACCGAAAUAGAUGUUGACGUUUUGCGGGACAUGUACAUGAUUUCACUGAACAACCUCACUCAUCUGACCCAACUCGCCAUCAACUACAGUUUGCUAGCCGAUGGAACGGGGGAUGCCUUGUUGUCUGUGGGGAGCAUAGCAAAGGGAAGGUUGAAACAUCUCAAGCUGCUGUGCGAACCAGAAGACAUCCCUUCUCCGACUCAUCAGCUGUAUGAGGCCGAAGCCCUUCAAGCUAUUCCAGAUUUGGUGUGGCACUAUGUUAGAGAAAAGUGCCCAGAUUUGGAGGUCCACGUUGUCUGCGUGUCGAUGAGUGCUUACGAUGUUACAAAACGUUUUGUUACCCGGUCCAUGCCACUGAGCAGCUUUUGUAUGGAAAACGGAUUUUGCCCUACAUCAGCAGUUCCUGAGCUCACCAUCUUUUGCACCCUGAAAUGUUUGUGGCUGGACCAUGCAGAGACAUUAGAACAUGUAAACCUUACUCUGUGGCACUCUACUGGAAGAAUAGACUCGUCUCUUGUCGAGUUAUUAAAGAGAACAAGACUGUCCAGUUUUGCUUAUCAUGGCCCCUUGCAGAAGAAGAAAUCCGUUAACGAAAUGUGUGAUGCUGCUUUAAACUCCUCCAAAAUGAAGAGCUUCAAGUUAAUGAUUCAAGGUGAUCCAUGUUUCCCUUCCAAUGCCAAACAGGCAAGCAGUCACAUUUACAAUCAAUACAUUCAUCGAUUCCAAGAUAAAUCCAUCGAAUUUACAUUAGGAACAUUCAGUUAGUGAUAUAUAUAUGUCUGAAACAUUUAC